Messenger RNA from Xiphophorus maculatus (southern platyfish), 5174 nucleotides. It is a transcript of the gene cep104, whose product is annotated as centrosomal protein 104. Bases 235 to 3066 code for a protein of 943 amino acids. Gene Ontology annotation, cellular component: cilium. NCBI's taxonomy places the organism in Eukaryota, Metazoa, Chordata, Actinopteri, Cyprinodontiformes, Poeciliidae. The transcript is spliced from 22 exons. The record is from RefSeq and is a predicted model, not a curated record.
CUUGUUGUCAGCGUUGGUAUUGGAGAUGAGAUGGGAGUGCGAUCCUUCAUUAAUACGGUAAUGUUGCUGGUAAGAUGUCUCCAAAACCCCCAACAGAAGGUCUUUAUACAUCUAGCUGUGCGCUUACAACGAGUUGCAAAUAAAGACUCGCCUCUGUCAGUCUUAUUCUCAUUUUAGCCGGCAACUCCUUUGAACAACAAUAGAAAAAAAAAUCUCCAAGUGUUUGUCAGAGGAAUGCCAAAGAAGACAGAAUUCACUGCGGUCACCUCUUCAAGUCAUGAGGAUAAUUUCAGUGCCAAGGAGCUGAUGGUGCAUGCACCCACUGUCAGUGGUUGGAGAUCCAGCAGGCUGUGUUCGUAUCCUCAGCACCUCACCCUCCAACUGGCGGAGAGAUGUAGAAUAAGAAAGUUGCAAUUGCUGGCUCACCAGUACAUGAUCCCAGCCAAGGUUGAAUUUCAUGUUGGUGACAGCCUGCCUGAAGCCAGCCCUCCAGGAUUCCCUGGACAGUUUCACAGACUUGGGUAUGUGUCUUUAUCGGAUAACGAGAAGACUGGCUUCAAAGCCCGGGAGCUGAAGUCGGUCCACGUUGAUGCCGUCGGAACGUAUCUGAGAAUAACCCUCCACAGGAACCAUGCCAACCGCUACAAUCGCUACAAUCAGGUUGCACUGGUCGCCAUCAACGUUCUGGGAGAUCUUUUGGACAGUACCACACAUCACACAGGGCCAAGCGGAGACCAGCUGAUUGAACUGUACCUCAACAGUACCCAGCAGGAAGCUGCCCUGGACACGACUUUCAUGGGCAAAUGUUUAUCAAUCUCCCAAUUUGAUGAUUUGGCCUUCGACAUGUACCAGGAUCCGGAGGUCGCUCACAUCAUUCGUCUCUUGGACCAAAAGAAGCAAGCCGUUGUCCGACAGGAGAACUUUGAGGAGGCUAAGAAGUUGAAGCAAGCCAUCGCAGACCUUCAGAAGGUUGGAGAGCGUUUGGCCCGAUAUGAUGUGGAGAAGAAAUCUGCGAUUGAAAAGGAGAACUAUGACCUGGCCAAGACGAAAAAGGAGCUCAUGGACGAGUACAGGAAGAGCGUCUACCAACAGCUGGAAGUUCACAACCUGCUGGACAUGACGAUGAUCACCAAGACCUCAAAGGUGUCCUCAGCCCAACGUCCUCCACCUCUUCUGCCUUCUCCUGCUGAUGGUUCAACCCUCACCAAGCCCCUGUUGUCCACAGAUGACAUUAGGAAGGGAAAGAAACUAAACGCUCAUAAUCAGCAAACAGCCACACAGACUGUUGUACCCAAACCUAGCAGUCAGCCUGACAAGUCUGUCACCCCUGCCUCCCUCCCUUCCGUUAACAUCACCGGUGUGCCUUAUGAUGAGAGGCCCCUGCCAGCACUUCAGCGAAAAGGUAGGGCAGGGGAAAGCAUCCAGACGCCAUCAGCGGGGAACUCCCCUAAAUCUGACGUGUUAAGGUCUCCACGUGGUCCUGACCUGAGCGGAGAGCCAGAGCCCCUGACUGAGAAGGCUCUGAGAGAGGCUGGCCUUCCUAUUGAGGCCUUUGGAGAGAGUCUGGUGGCUGGUGCAUAUUCUAAGACCUGGUGCUACAGAGAGGACGCGCUGCUUGCUGUGCACAGCAAACUGCUGGAAGUAAGCGCCACAACGCCCAAAGACGAGCUGAGAAACACAAUAAGAGCGGCAGUCUUUCUGGUUAAGAAGGCCCUUCUGGAUAAAGUUUCAUCUGUUUUUCACGCCUCACUGAAGUUGCUCCGGUUGAUGCUGAGCCAGCUGAUCCCAGGUCUGGGCCUGGGCCGGGUUGAGGUGACCCACUGCCUGGAGCAGACCUUACCUAAUUUGCUGGCGAGGACGGGAGACUCCCCUAACCGUCUACGGGCGGCUGCCAUCGCCCUCAUACAGGAAAUUGCUGUUAUGAAGGAUGUCAGAGCCUCACAGGUCAUCCCCAGUGAACUAGUGAAGCCUUUCAAAUCCAACUUCCCCCCUCGUCUGGCUCAGAGUCGGGCUGAACUGCUCGAGAAACUUCUUGUGGAACUGGGCACAGACAACUCUGGCUUCACCCUAGAAAAUGUCAUCACGUUUUGUACAGCUGCUUUGGAGCAUAGUGCGAAAGGGGUUCGAGAGCUGGCAGCAAGCAUCAUCUUAUCCCUGUACGAGCAGCACAGAGGAGCCGUUCUCAGCUACCUUCCGCCUAAUGAUGCUUCCACACAGAAGAACUUUCUCUACAAAACCCUGUUUGACGGAUUUGGGAAGAUUGAUGGAAAAACUGCGGAACCUCAGGCUUUGAAAAGAGAUGUCAAACAGCAGCCUGGACAAAAGGAGAAGAAAGAAAUCCACUUCCUUCAAAAGCAGCUGGCCGCCUUGAAAGACAUCACAGAAAGGGAGAGCGAAAGCACCACAGACGAAACAUCCAAUCAAGAACAAGACAAAGUUGAAAAACAGUCCCCAAAAGGUGUCACAAAAGGGCCCCAGAGUCAGAAAGCCGACUGCGUAGACGUACAGGACUCCAUCGAAUAUCUGGAUAACAUGUGCAUUUUCUGUGGCAAAAAAGAUGAAUCGUUUACAGAAGAUGGAUUGGACCUUCACUACUGGAAACAGUGUCUGAUGCUGCAGCGCUGCGAUGAGUGUAGACAGGUAGUUGAGAUAGCCAGCCUCACAGAACACCUGCUGCGGGAAUGUGAAAGCAGGUCCAGGUUCAGCCAGUGUCCACGCUGCUCAGAGGCUGUGCCCACUGAGGAGCUCACUGGUCAUGUUCAGGGUUCAAACUGUAACCGUACAGUCGCCGCCUCCAACCAUUGUCCUUUGUGUCACAACAACUUUCCACCUGGAGAGGAGGCCUGGAAGACUCACCUCAUGGGCCGAGAGGGCUGUAAGCAAAACUCACGCAGGACUGCGGUGUCCCAAAGAACCCAGCCAGCACAAGGUAGGGCCGCUGGGGGAAUGAAGCAGUCGUUGUUGGUCAGAGCCGGAGCCAGAACCAGAACUGGGCCCGGGGGCAGAGGCAGCCGGAUCCCAUCCCUGACACCCAUGGCGAGGAGAAACGCUGCAGGAAAGCGCUGAAGCUGGUCGGUCACAAACUCCAUCAUCCAAAGAUAGUAUAUAACCAGAAGAAACAACUCCCCCUGCCCUCUCAUUUGAGAGUUAUUGACAAAGGGUCAAUAACUCCAACUCUAAAUAGGUGGACGCAAAACUGCAAUUCAUCAUUAAGGCGAUCUAGUUCAGCCUGUUGGGUUUGAAACAAAAGCUUAUUUUGUGUAAGAAUAUCAGCUGACUCAGUGUCCUGCCCGCAGGUUAAAACUCUACCAGUAAACACCUGUGAGGCCAGUAAAUAUGAGAUCACUGAGUCCUUGUAAGUGAUACACUCGUACAAGGUUUCUCGUCUCUUACAGUCUUAUUUUUGUCAAUGCUGUUUAAAGCCUUUAUAUGUUGCUUAAAGGGAAGUCUUGCCAUUCCUUACUGUGGAACUAUCAAAAUUUUUAAUCCUAAAGAUUAUAUUGGAAAAAUGAAGCCAUGUUGAGGGUGUGCCGAUUUAUAUUUCCAGCUACUGGUUGAAGUUCAAAAGUAUGUGAUGCAGCAUUUCCAGUUGUGCAGCCAGCUGCAUCUUUUCAGUCCAACUCCUCUGCUCAGUCACUGCCCACGUUUUACACAAUGCAGGCACUCUGCUGGAAGCAAAGUUUCGCCGAGCUGAGACAACACUGAAUACGUCAGUCUGACAUCACCAAGGACAUGUCACGUCUGUCAACUGAAUGCUCUGUGCAAAAACGUCUAGAUGCCCAUUACGGCAGUGCAAGCCCUUCAGUGAUUUCUCUCUCCUUUAAAAAAAAAAAAUUUACUGGAUUAUGGAGCAAAAUUGCUUUGAUGCUGUGUAUCGCAUCGAGAUAAAACCAUAAAUUUACGUGAACUAUAUAUAAAAGGAGACUUUUUUUCUCCCCUCGUUACUCAACAGCAAACCAGAUUAAACUUUUCCUGUUUUCGGGUCAAUAAGAUUACUUGACCUAAAACAAGCAAUCUUGUUUUAGGUCAAAAGCUAAAAUAGGAUUAGAUUUUGACCUAAUCUGGUUUUAUGUCUCUUUGGUUACAUAGCAGAAAAAUGAGAUAGGAUUGUUUUGUUUUUUUUCUUCUAUUAUUUUCUUCAUAUUUAAAAGCUUACAUACAUGGAGAUUGUCAUGCCUUUAAACAAUUUUGGAAAGCCCAGAUGAUGAUAAUGCCAUAUUAGCUUCUACUUGAUGGCACAGCAGUGUAUUUGUGUUGACAAAACAAUAUAAAUUUAGCUACUUUCCUUGUUCGACAUCAUGGAAAAAUCUAAAGGAACCAGCCAAGAUAUCGGGAUUGUGGAUUAAAAUACAGAUGUCUGAAAGCGCCACAUUCAUCUGUUGUAAGCGUUAUUCAGAAGUAUAAGCAACAAGGGAAGGUCCAGUUAUCAUACAGAUCUAGAAGGAGAUGGCUCCUGUGUACCCAGAUAUUAGCAACAAUCAACUCCAAGGCAAAAGACUUUUGUGAAGAUUGCUUGCUGAACCCGCUGAGAGAGUCUUUGUCCAGAGAGAAAUGACACCUGUACCAACACGGGCCGAAAGGUCACAUAGCAAGGCAGAUUCCAUUCCUCCAAACUCAACAUAAACAACCAGAUUACAGUUUGAAAAUGGACUCAGAGAAAACAACGUUCGUCUCUGGUAACAUCUUUGAUGGUCAGACCAAAAUGCAGUUGAAGCUUUUGGCUCUAGUGAAGACUCUAGGAAUAAAUGGGGAAGCUUACAUUCCUGAAAACACUGUCCCGAAUGUGAAGCAUUUCCCCAAAUAAAUGGCAUCAUGAGAAAUAUAGAAGCGGUAUUUUAUUCGAUCAACCAGGAAGUUCAUGACUUUCCACAAAGGGGCCAACUGUUGCAACUGUGGGGAGAGUUGGAAAGGUGUGUGUGUGUGUGUGCGUGUGUGUGCGUGCGUGCGUGCGUGCGUGCGUGCGUGUGUGUGUGUGUGUGUGUGUGUGUGUGUGUGUGAGCGAAACGACCUGCAAACCUCGCUCAGUUAAAGCAGCUCCGUCAGGUGAAAUCUCCAGAGCCUUGUUGAGAGGAGACAAAAUAUUUUAACUAAGUCAUAGAGUUUAAAAGGAAAUUUUCUAAAGACUAAAGAAAUGAAUAUAAAUGUCAGAAUUUAAGAAAAGUUAAAAAAAAAAA